CUAACAUCUCAUGAAUGUGUACAGCCAGAAAAGAAAACUUUCAAAUGUAAAGUGUGCGAUAAAACCUUCAGUACGCGAUCUCAUCUUGUUAGUCAUGGACGAGUUCACUCAGGAGAGAAACCCUUUAUGUGUAAGUACUGCGCUAAAUCAUUCAGUGAGAAAUCAAGCUGUACUGUUCAUGAACGCAUCCAUACCGGGAAGAAGCCGUUUAGGUGUGAUAAUUGUGACCAAGGUUUUUGCGACAGUUCCAACCUUAUACGUGAUAAACGCACACACACUGAAGAGAAGCAAUUCAAGUGUACCGAAUGUAAAAAGGCAUUUAGACGAUCAUCACAUCUCGCCGAUCACCAACGCAUGACUUUCCUCCACAAUCAUUCGUCGCUAAGUAGGGAAACUGGGGUGUCAUUUGAUCGCCAGCAUGAUGCGUGUGAUCGUGCCAAUUCACAUUCUGGAGAAGAGCUUCAUAAAUGUAAGCAAUGCGAUAAAUCAUUUUCUACUCAAUCCCGUCUAACAUCUCUUGAACGUAUACACACAGAGGAGAAACCGUUCAGGUGUGAAGUGUGCGAUAAAACCUUCAAUAGGAGAUAUCAUCUGGUCUCUCAUGGACAAAUUUACUCAGGAGAGAAACGCGUUACGUGCAAGUACUGCCCUAAAUCAUUCAGGAUGAAAUCCCACCUCACUGUUCAUGAACGUAUCCAUAACGAGGAGAAGCCGUUUAAGUGUGAUCAUUGUGACCAAGGCUUUUCCCAUAUUUCCAACCUUAGAGUUCAUAAACGUACACAUACUGGAGAGAAGCCAUUUAAGUGUAACCUAUGUGGCAAGUCAUACAGACAAAAGGUGCAACUCACAGAUCAUCAACGCAUCCACACUGGCGAGAAACCAUUCAAGUGUAAAAUUUGUGGAAAGUCUUUCUCUCAGAAAUCCAAUUUAACAGUACAUGAAAUGUUGCAUUCCUGAAAGAAACUGAUCAACAAGUGUGACUAGUCUUACACUGAAAAAAAACACAUAUAAAACCAUGGUAACACUAACCCCACACAAAAGCUUCUUUGCAACGUUUUGGAAAUGUUCAUUUUAUAAUCGUUUUGAAAUGAAAUUAGCCCCAUCUUAACUCCAUGCAAAAGUCAUUGCUUAUAUGAUGACUUCUACAGUUGUAGCAUCACAAACAUUAUCGUUAUCAUUAUCAUUGUUUUAAAGUUGAUAUAUUGUCCAAUGUCUAACUCUGUUAUUCAAUGCACUUCUUACACGUAUUUCCAUAGCUACCACGCCUGAAAACAGCUCAUUUGCGCUGAACAUGCGGCUCA
Sycon ciliatum is the source of this 1301-nucleotide messenger RNA. RefSeq names its product zinc finger protein 271-like. Bases 127 to 957 code for a protein of 276 amino acids. Lineage: Eukaryota; Metazoa; Porifera; Calcarea; Leucosolenida; Sycettidae. Gene Ontology annotation, molecular function: DNA-binding transcription factor activity, RNA polymerase II-specific; RNA polymerase II cis-regulatory region sequence-specific DNA binding. The record is from RefSeq and is a predicted model, not a curated record. Gene Ontology annotation, biological process: regulation of transcription by RNA polymerase II. Gene Ontology annotation, cellular component: transcription regulator complex; chromatin; PcG protein complex. The transcript has 2 exons.